Molecule: messenger RNA, 1152 nt
Organism: Diabrotica virgifera virgifera (western corn rootworm)
Lineage: Eukaryota; Metazoa; Arthropoda; Insecta; Coleoptera; Chrysomelidae
Exons: 3
Coding region: 43-462 (139 amino acids)
Source: RefSeq, a predicted model, not a curated record
UUAAAUAUCGCUGAUUAUAAAUGGGAAGAAAUUGAGAAACCCAUGACAGAGGUAAAAGUUUUAGAAAAAAAAAUAAUCUCGGAGUCACAGCCGUCACUCAAUACUGUAGUGGCGGAUGUUCUACAAAUCACAAAUAGCGAUGAAGCCCACCACAUCGCGUUUUGUGACGAUUUCAAAGGAGGGUUAGUGGCGGCUCUAGAACGCCAUCGGGACCGCCUCAAGAAUAGGUUGGACGAAAAUAUCAAGGAUAGCGAUUUACUUGAGGAAGCUGUCCAGAAUAUAUUUUCGUAUGCUAAGAAAAUGAUGGAGGCAUUUCAUUUGGAAAAAACUCGCCUAAUCGUUGAUCUUAACAACACAAAAACUCUCCUAGCGAAUGCUGUAAAAUCAGAUUCUCGAGACUUAUUCAGCAAAAAUGCCGCUGGUGAUAUCCGGAGAUGCGGAAUGACGGAUGAGGAUGCAUAAAGCGGUAUAUAUUGUAUUCUACCCCGUAGGCGGCCCCCUGCAACCCUGUAUAGUUAGUAUGCAUGAUUUUUAAAAGUGUAUAUAUUGAAUCAUAGUUUGUAUUUAUGUUUAUUUUUAGUUAGUAUUAAUUAUUUUUUAAGUGUAUAUAUUAAAUUUUAUAUUUAUGUUUAUUUAUUUAUUUUCUAAUAAAAACGUAUUUAACAAUAUACAUGAGUUUUUCUUACUUUAAACUUAGAGAAGUAUUUAAUUUUUAUAAAAUAAUAUUUAUGACAAAGGGGGUAAGAAACAAAUUUACUUUAAAAAAAGUUAAAAUAUUAUUUUAAAUCAAGCUUUUAUACCUAUCAAGUUCAUAAUUAUUCUAGCAUAACUUUAUUAUCAUUUUGAAUCAACUUUUUGUGAACCAAGUUCUAUAGUUCGUCCAGUCUAAUUUUUAUAAAAUUUCUUCUCUCCAUCUUAGUAAGACUUAUAUCGUCAUUUACACCAUAAUUCGAUCGCUUUAAAAGUAGUUUUAAAUAAAAAGCAAAAAAUUAUAAUUUUGGUAUCCAUCUUAACCGCUUUCAACAUAAAGAGUAAAAAAUAAGCUUUUUAUUAUCAAACAGUUUAGUAUUAAUUUUAUGUUUGGGUAGUAAAAUAUAACUUAGCAGGUUGCAGUAUAACAUAUAAUUUAAACAUUUAUUUAAAGUUGUAUUA